AGUAGUUCUCCACCCACCGGCAGACAGAGAGGACGCAGCUUAGCCAACGCGGGUUCCCGAUCUAAACAUAUGGCAAAAAUAGCCCUUCUUUCUUUCAACGUUGGGCCCACUACUCUUUAAAAAUUCCGCCAAAAAAGAGAAGACGAUUUUCCAAAACCUUUCGGCCGUUAUCUCACGGCUCCCCUGUCUCUGCACAGGUGUAUGAGCGCUACCCAGAGGGCCUAGGGGCGGCCCUUUACAGGGAGCACUUUGACUUCAACGCUGAGCCACCUUGGGAUCCUAGCUGAUAGCGGGACAGGUCCAUCUCCUGACUUGUCCAUUUUGUUGCAUACCGGCAGGACCCCAUUGGCUCAGUCGUGACCCCUUGGCUAUAUUUACUUCUUCUUUAUGAUCGUCGGCUUAGCGGAAUACGGUUAAGAUGAAAGGAUUCCCUGACAAACCAAGCUACAUCCUCGAACUCCUGGAGGGAGGAGUUACUCUGGAAGAUGUUAUUGAUGGACACAUCUGCGAACAGGAUCAGGUGGAGAAAAGUGCGUUUGUGGUGGGUGACCUUGGUGCCCUGAUGCGCCAGCACACCUGCUGGCAGAGCGUGGUGCCCCAGCUGCAGCCUUACUACCCAGUGAAGUGCAACAGCAGCCCUGCAGUCAUCGAGGUUCUGGCCUCUUUUGGCCUGGGCUUUGUUUGCGCCAGCAAGGCUGAAGUGAGUCUAGUUCUGGAGCAUGGUGUGUCACCAGAGAACAUCAUUCUGUCAAGCGCUUUCAAGCAGCUGGGACACAUCAAAUAUGCUGCCAAGAACGGCAUACAACACCUUGUGUGUGAAAAUGAAGCAGAGUUGUCCAAGAUUGCUCGCCUGCACCCAGAUGCAAAGCUGUUGUUGCAGUUAACUACUGAGGCUCAUGCAGCAGAGACCAGCAUGCCCUUUGGCUUUUCACUCAAGAGCUGCAGACAUCUGCUUGAGGCGGCCAAGGAGCUGGGCGUCCAGGUAGUUGGAGCGGCCUUCCACAUCCCGAGUACCUGUCAGGACGCACAGCAGGCCUACAGCCGGGCGCUGUCGGAUGCUCGCUGUGUAUUUGACAUGGGGCUGGAUCUGGGUUUUAACAUGAGCAUCCUGGAUAUCGGUGGUGGAUUUACUGGCUCUGAGUUUCAACUUAAACAGGUUGAGUCUGCAGUCCGGCCUCUCCUGGAUGCUUACUUCCCCCAGCGAUCAGGUGUGCAGGUUCUGGCCCAGCCCGGCUACUUCUACGUGGCAUCUGCUUUUACCCUGGCUGUCGGUGUAAUUGGCAAGGAGAUGGUGGCCAACCACUGGGAGAAUUUGUCCCAAGGUGAUAAGAAUGAGGAUACAGAGUUCCUGUACUACAUGAACGAGGGUGUUUAUGGCUCAUUCAGCCACAAGCUGUUGGGAAGCGUCAUCACCACCCCUUCAGUGCACAAGCAUGCACUGUGUGCAGAUGAAGCGGUGUAUCCCAGCAGUCUGUGGGGCCCAUCACUGGACCAACUGGACCAGGUCGUGGAGCGCUGUCUUCUGCCUGAGCUCAUGGUAGGAGACUGGCUGCUUUUCUCCAACAUGGGGACAUGUGGUCUGGAGGAGUUCAGCUGUGCCUCCACCUCCAGCCAGCUGCCAGUCUACUACACCGUUUCCACCUCUGACUGGUACGAAAUGCAGGAGGCGGGUGUGGUGCUUGAAGGUGCCAUGAAGAACUUCUCCAUGCUCCAGUACAGCGCGUAACUAGGUUUUCCCCUGUCCCAGCUUGGAUUGCACAGUUGUUCCUUCCUCUGCUCUCACUAUGUGAGAGGAGAGGUCGGGCUGGUGUUCCAGACAAGGGGCUAAGUGUCCUCAACAUUCCAGCCACCUUGGGGGGGAUAAAGCUGUGUCCUGUCAAUAUUUCCUUCCAGAGUUCGACUUUUUAGCUUUUCACUCCUAGAAAUAGGAGAGUUGAUUUUGCGAUACCUCGAUUUAAUCCUAAAUUCCCCUGGUUCAUAAUCGGAGUCCUGCUGCUCUCUGAAGGGCUGAAUCUGUCGAGUAAAAGCUCAAAUGAUAUUAUGCAACAAAAUGGAUGACUCAUUGAAGAUGGGACAGUUUAUUUUUGAAUCAAAGUCCGUUUACAAAUUGUAUAAUUUAAUCAGUUAAAACAAAUCGUCUAUUGAUAAUCUGACAGUCUUUUAACCUCAAGCACAUUUUUGUCUACAUGAAUUUUUUUUUUUUUCUUUGUCAUUGUAGAUUCAAUACUAGAGAUGAACCCUUACUUUGUAUAGAAUUGAUAGUUAUCUAACCUUUUGCUAGACUGCAGCUCACCUCAGUGUUUUAUUUAUUGGAAUCAAAUAUUACGGUGACAUAUUUCAGAGUUUAACUUUAAAUGUGUCUUGUCCAGGUAAUAUUCAUCGGCCCAUCUAUCAGUGUUUUCCUGAUAACAUAUUUAUGUGGUGUUUAUUUAUUAACUUUUUUAAACGCUACAGGAUUAGAAGUGCUGUGACCUCAGUGGUUUUCCCUUCAUUCAAAGGGUGUGGCAGAAUUUAUAUCAUUGUGUGCUGUCUCUGCUGAUACAGACAAACCAAAUGGUAACACUCCUCAUCUCAAGCAGAGAAGGGGCUCAGUCUGGUUAAUAAGACAGUUAUUUGGAUUAAAACCAGCUUUCAGAUCUACACAUGGGUGUCGCUUUUGGUCCUUUAUGGAGGAUCCCCAAAGCUAGCUAUUGAAGUAUAUUAAAAUUCUAUACCAAAAGUACAUAAAUGUCUCCCUCUUUAAAUAGAAAGACAUUGAUAGUUGAACACAGGCUUCUCUGAUGAAUUUCAUAUUAAAUCUUUCAUUAUGCCUCUUGAAAGACAUGAGGGGCACAAUGCGGAGUCUCUUGUAUAGCUUCAUGUUUGAUAACUUAAUAGGUAAUGUGACUCAGCAGCAGUUUGUAAGAAUCCUGCCCUUGUGUUUUACAAGUGACUAAUGUAUUAAUUGUCUAAGGCACUAAUGGACCAUAGCCUGUUUUGACUGUAAAUUGUGCUUGUUAAAGCAAUGAAAGUGAUUAAUUUAAUACAUUUCUGACUGAAC
Cyprinodon variegatus (sheepshead minnow) is the source of this 3040-nucleotide messenger RNA. It is a transcript of the gene azin1b, whose product is annotated as antizyme inhibitor 1-like. Lineage: Eukaryota; Metazoa; Chordata; Actinopteri; Cyprinodontiformes; Cyprinodontidae. The transcript has 11 exons. Gene Ontology annotation, molecular function: ornithine decarboxylase activator activity; ornithine decarboxylase activity. The record is from RefSeq and is a predicted model, not a curated record. Bases 419 to 1726 code for a protein of 435 amino acids. Gene Ontology annotation, cellular component: cytoplasm. Gene Ontology annotation, biological process: positive regulation of polyamine transmembrane transport; negative regulation of protein catabolic process.